Closterium sp. NIES-67 is the source of this 3577-nucleotide messenger RNA. The record is from the annotation of a GenBank genome assembly. Lineage: Eukaryota; Viridiplantae; Streptophyta; Zygnematophyceae; Desmidiales; Closteriaceae.
AUCAAAUUCGCAAGUCUCCGCGUCCGCCGCUUCUCCUUGUUUCGUCUCGUCCCGUUGAUCAGGUCUCUCGAGAGCCCCGAUGGAGCGAGUAUCCCCCCACCAGCGCGACGCACGGCCGCCAGACGCGGAAGAAGCAGCCGCGUCGCCGGCACCAACGGUCACUUCAGCAGCCCCGUCCACCGCGUCGCCAGACGGCGGGUCCUCCGCUCCUGCCCUGGCAGCCGGAGCAACCAGCGCAACUGGAGCAGCCGGCGCAACCGGCGGAGCAAGGCCCGUCAACGCGGAACGCGCAGUCAGCGCAGUCAACGCCGUCAACGCCGUCAGCGCAGUCAGCGCAGUCAACGCCGUCAACGCCGUCAGCGCAGUCAGCGCCGUCAGCGCAGCAGGAGCAGUCGGCGAUUCGGUGAGCAGAAGCGGCGGCGGCGGCGAGAUGCGCAUGAGGGUGUGCGACCUUCCCAACGCGGUCCAGCUCCGCAUUCUCUCGCUCCUCGCCCCUCCUCCUCCUUCCCUGCCGGCUCCCCAGCAGCACCGGCAGGGUAACGCCAACCAGCAGGCGUCGCCGCUCCUCCUUCCAACCACCGCCAGCACCGUCUGCGAUGGCAGCGAGGGCAGAGGCAGAACACCUGAAGUCGUCUCACCACAUGCGACCAGCACGCAUCGGAGGCGGGAGUGCAGCAGCAGCAGCAACAGCCGCAACAGGAGCAACAUCAGCAACAGGAGCAACACGAGCAGGAGGAGCAGGAGGAGAGGGGGGGGGGGGGCGGCACUAGCUGGAGUGGCGCAGGUGGUGGAUGCGAGUGUGCGGGGCGAUUUGCUGGUGUGGCUGACGUCCCUGCCUAGGGAGCGAUUCUCCCCGGACUCUCACCCUCACCUGCACCGCAUCGUCUCUCGCCUUGCUGCCCUGCGACCGCUGCUGGAAUCCGUGGGGAGAAGUGCUGCUGCUGAUCCUGCUGCUGCUGCUGAUGUUGACACUGCUACUGGUUGUGCUGCUGCUAUCAGGGAUGCAGCUGCGUCUCCCCAGUCUGCUUCCCCUCUACCUCCAUCGCCCUCCUCCUUGGACGUCUCUGGAAAGUUCUCCUGCCAGCUGGCAUGCUACCCUGCCAACGGUGCGCGCUAUGCGCGGCACACUGACCGCUCCCCUUCCAGCCCGCACCGCCGGGUGACUGCCCUCUACUACCUCAACCCUGCCUGGGACCCCGCCUCCAUGGGCGGCAACCUGCGGCUGUAUCUAACACGCACUCUCCCUGUGGAGGAGGAGCAGGAGGAGGAGGAGGAGGAGGAGGAGGAGGAGGAGGAGCAAGAAGAGGAGCGGAGAGUGGACAUAGCGCCAAUGGCUGACCGGCUGGUGCUGUUUGUCAGCCACAUGGCUCACGAGGUGAUGCCCGCCCACGCCCACCGCUACUCCCUCACUGCCUGGUUCUGCUGCACCCCGCAGCCAGGGGAGAGUGCAGGGGCGGUGCAAGCUGCUGUAACAGCAGGAGUGGCAGCAUGCAGCCACGUUGCAUCACUGGCACCCAAGGGUGGUGCAAGUGCAGCAUCACCCGGCAGCAAUACCGCUGCUGAGGAAGUCAGAAGCGGGGCAGGAGGGGACGGGGAGUGGGGGGAGGAGCGGGGGCAGGAGCGCAUAUUUGUGUCGAUCGCGAGCUACCGGGACUCGGAGUGUGUGUGGACGGUGAAGAGCCUCCUGGAAAACGCUGCAGUGUGGGAGAGAGUGACUGUGGGCAUAGUGUGGCAGAUCUCGGAGGACGACCGUGCAGCCACCACAAGUGCGCUGCUCUGCUCCCUGCCGACCUGCUACCACCCACAGAUACGACAGGUGGUGCUACCGGCGUCUAUGGCCCGUGGGCCGUGCUGGGCCAGAGCCAUAGCGCAGCAGAUGUGGCGAGGCGAGGCUUUCUACCUGCAGAUCGACUCGCACAUGCGCUUCUUGUCCUCAUGGGACGUCCACCUCCUCUCCCUCCACGCCCGUGCCUCCCUUCUCUCCCCCAAGCCCAUCCUUUCCUCCUACCCCCCUGGGUACCUCGGCCUUGGCCCUGCAGCCGUCAUCCCCCCAAUAGACGCCUCCGCUGCCUGCAUUCUGCUGUGCGCCAGCCACUUUAUGGGGGGAAAGGGUCAGGUAGAGGCACAGAGUAAGGAGAGAGGGGUGGUCCAGGGGAGAGUGGUGGAUGAGGAUGAGGGUUCUCCGGUGCCGUCUUUGUUCUGGGCAGCAGGGCUCUCCUUCUCCCGCUCAUCGGUCAUUCAUGAGGUGCCCUACGACCCUUCUCUCUCCUUCCUCUUCUUCGGCGAGGAGCUCUCCAUGGCUCUGCGCCUCUUCACACACGGCUACGACUUCUACGCUCCGUCGCGGCCCCUCGCCUUCCACCUGUGGUCCCGCGCCUACCGCCCCUCGCUGCCUACCGUUGUUUCCCCUGCACUUCCCGAAACGCUCUCCCGUACACUCACUUCACCAGCCCCCACAGCCGGUAAAGCUGCAACAGCAAGAGCAAGAGCAACAGCUGAUAGGAACUCAAGGGCGAGCGAUGUAUGUUGUGAGGAUUCCGGAGAGCAAUCAGCACCGGCUAUUCAAGCAACUCAAGCAGCAGCAGCAGCAGGAGGAGGAGAAUCACCACCACCAUCGUCGCUCAAAGCAGCCGCCAAGGCAGCAGCACAGGCACGGGUGCGGCUGCUGCUUUGCCCACACAGUAGCCCAGCUGGGGCAAUGAACAGACGAGCAGCAGGCAAGGGCUAUGUGACUCACUCAAGCCAAGGUAGACACAGUGGUGUUGCAGAAAACGAUUCGCAUACCUUUUUGGGACAGGGAUUUGCAGAUGUGGGGGGAAACACGUGUGGCGGCAGCAAGGAGAAGCUAGAGGGUGGGCAGCAGCAGUGUGGGUGUGGUGGGAGGGAGAGAGCAGAGGCUGUAGUGGCAGUGCGUGGGGGGGAGAGGCUGGAGUGGCAUGCUGUGCCUUGGACUGAUGUGCAUGGCAGGGAACAGGGAACUGUUAGGGUGCUCCGAGAAUCUGAGACGUACUCCUCUACCUCUACUUCUGCUCUUGCUGUUGCUCCUCCUGCUGCUGCUCCUGCUGCUCCUCCUGCUGCUGCUGCUGUUUCUGCCGGUGCCGAUGCGGCUGAUUGCAUGCAUGUGUGCAUGGGUGUGGGGUCAGAGCGCACGGUCCAGCAGUUUCUAGAGCACUGCGGGGUGGACUUCUGCAGGAAGGUGAUCAGUGAGAGGGCGAGGAAUGGUGGUGCUGAUGUCGCCUGGUUUGCUGAUGUUCCAGCAACAGGUUGUGGUGAUGGUGCGAGCUGAUAAGCCAUGCUGAACCGGGUAGUCGUUUGCUGCUUGCUCUGGUGUCUCAAUGGUGGCAACUUGUCAUGGGCGCUUGCAGCAGCUGGCUGGAGAGGAGACUCUUGCCAGAAGAGCAAUGAAGCACAAGUAGGCAUGGCUGGCUGGUUCUACCAGUAGUACGUUAUUCACUGUAUGGAUGUUUGGACGAACACUUGGAACACCGGAACUGUUUGUAUGUGCUAUCCGAACUUGGGGUAUUUAUGAUUGUCGCCUCCCUCCUUGCUAGAUGGUGGAGAGCAUGCUAAAUUAUAU